Talaromyces amestolkiae is the source of this 840-nucleotide messenger RNA. RefSeq lists its product as uncharacterized. Gene Ontology annotation, molecular function: dioxygenase activity. The transcript has 3 exons. The record is from RefSeq and is a predicted model, not a curated record. Lineage: Eukaryota; Fungi; Ascomycota; Eurotiomycetes; Eurotiales; Trichocomaceae. The coding region runs from base 1 to 840 and encodes 279 amino acids.
AUGGGGGCAGUCGGUCUGUCCGUCAUGUUCGAGCAACUCAAUUUCGCCAACUUCUACAGUGCUGAUACAACAGAGCGUGGCAGAUUCUGUCAAGAUCUUGUUUCUAGUCUCCGGAGUAAAGGGUUUGUGCGACUUAUCAAUCAUGGCAUUCCAUCAAAGGAUAUAGACAAAGCAUUUGACACGGAAUCCUACGACAUAGGCUAUGAAAACGACACCCUCUACACCAACAUCUGGCCACCAGCAGAUGUCCACGACGCCUUCCAACCAACAUUUACAUCCUUUUUCGCGUCCGCCUACAACGCCGAAGUCGCAAUUCUCCAGGCUCUUUCCAUCGGUCUGGAAUUACCGCCACAGACGUUGCCCCAAUUGCACACAGAAAGAGCAAAUGAACUGCGACUUACGCAUUACCCUGCCGUAUCUCGCAAGGAAUUCUCGCAUUCAACGCGAAUAGCGUCGCAUACGGAUUUUGGCACGAUUACGCUUUUGUUUCAGGAUUGUGUUGGGGGAUUACAAAUGGAGUUUCCGCGCGGAAGUGGGAAGUUUGUUGAUGUAGAAAGCGGAGGUCCGCAUGAAUGUAUCCUGAAUGUUGGCGAUUGUCUAGAGAAAUGGACAGGACUACCUAGUGCACGACAUCGGGUCCAUUUGCCAGAACGAUUGCAAUGUGACGAUGAUCAAAAGGGUGAUUUUAUGGUCGAUGAACGAUUCUCAAUCGCGUAUUUUGCGAAGCCGGAUCGCGCGGCGAGUCUGCGUCCCUUGCUGGAGGGCUUGGGACACUCGGAAGAGGAGGUUUAUAUGACUGCGGGAGAGUUUCAGCGUAUGCGGAUAUCGCAAACAUAUUAA